This is a messenger RNA of Neurospora tetrasperma FGSC 2508, 757 nucleotides long. RefSeq lists its product as uncharacterized. NCBI's taxonomy places the organism in Eukaryota, Fungi, Ascomycota, Sordariomycetes, Sordariales, Sordariaceae. The transcript is spliced from 8 exons. The record is from RefSeq and is a predicted model, not a curated record. The coding region runs from base 1 to 666 and encodes 221 amino acids.
AUGCCCCCAUUGAGGAGUCAAGCUCUGAGACCUUGGAGUCGGAACUACGUCAAACUCAAAGCCGACACACGAAAGAGCCUUCAACUUGUGUGUCCAAAAGACGAGAAAUUCCUCACCUCACCCACGUGGUUCAACUAUCGAGCCCCAGGCGAGCUAGCCAAAGUCACGAAUUAUUCUCCCAGUGACACCAGCCGCUGUGCCGACAUCACCCAGUUUGCUCGGGAUUAUACAAGAAGAAAACCACAUCGGCAGUUGGAGGAGGAGGAGGAGGAGGAGGAGGAGGAGGUUAUCGUUUUGACACGUUGGCAUGUCCUCUUUGUUGAACGGAACUUCAUUGCCAGAAGUGUGGGAAGCCGUAUGUACCUUAGGAUGCACGCCACCACCAUCGACACGCGUUACUUUACAUCUUUCUCGAUGUUACAAGACGAGAUGGCAUCAAGAAGGCUGGAUGAGACCUACGACGGGAUCAGCAUGCCGACGAUGUAUUCUUCACUGGCUCAGAUCCUGAAUACCACUGAAGACUGCCGCAAACAGUAUAACCAGUACCCCGCAAGUCUUGUUCUACAAACUCGGUUCUCGCGGCUCAGAAGCUUGAAUAGGAUUCAUGAUUUGUUGGAUGGCUACUCAGCCGCUAGAUCCGAAUCCUACCACCGUAUACCUCGUUAACCUUUACCUGUUCCAUCAUCUCCUUGGGCGUGGAGUGGUUCAAAUCUCCACCUGCGAACGACGAUACAUCCAUACCCGUACAAUUGUUGAC